UGCCUUUCUUCGUUCAGGCACUUGCCCCUCUUUUUUCUCUGACCAAGCAAGAAAAGCCGCACCUUGGUAAGUCAGCCACCCCUCUCUCACUUCCACCACACCCCACGCUUGGAUGAUGAAACAAAACUAUGCCCAUGUUCAUGUUCUGAGAACCAAACACUUUCGACUGCUCAAUGACAGAGAAAAAAGUCCCAUGCCGGAAUCUGAGGCCAAGCAACUUUGUCUGCACUUGCAAUCACUUUCGCAUCAGUUGUCCUUGAUCUUGGCUAACAGCAAAGAACUUGCAGACACUCGCCGCCGUUUCUUCUCCCAGCAGACCAGUCUUUGACAAGAAACUGACCACUUGGCAUUUGAGUCUGAGCAGACAACAUAACUUUAAGGUCUUUCGCGACACCAAAGAGCCCAGGAUGACGCGACACUCGUCGGCACUGCUCCAUCGCGAUGGAUUCCUUCACUACUCCCCAACGCUCUCCUUCAACGAGGGCACAGCCACAGCCAAGACAAGAACUUACAACUUCUGUUCGCAGGUUCUUUUGCAGUCAGCCGCUCCCAGAAGUGAGAACCAACGAUGUUACCGCUACACCAUACCUGAUACCCGAUUUUGGACGACCGAGCGGUGAAGCCAACAAACGACGAAAAGAACGCCCGGAAAUGCGGUCAAAGAGAAAGAAAGGGAGCUCCGGAAAGGAGCAGAACCAGAACCGUAAAACAGCAAAAGACAUCCUCGCCGGUGCGGUCUUUCAGUCUUCCAGGCACUUGCAAGCGCUUCGUUCAAAGCCAUCACGCAAGAACCUGAGUCACCUUGUCCCUUUCCGCGGAGACAGAUGCCUUCGAGAGCUGCGAAAGAGGCCACUCGUGCCCGUCCGGACGCGUAUACGGGGUCGUCCCAGCGAAGCCUCGUGCUUUUUAUCUGCUUCCUGGCAAGGCUCGCCCAGCAGCAAAGCCAGCCCCGAAGCCAGAGCCUGCAAAGGCCGAACCAGCGAAACCGUUGGUCAAGGCAGAAGCUGCAAAGCCAUCUGCCGCAUUGUCUGCGUCCAAAUCCAAGGACCAGAGAAGGACCUUGACUUGACAGGUGUUGGCACUCCCCAAAUCGUCACUUGGAUCCGUCGUCCGAACUUUGAUGUCCGCCUCACUUUUGCGCUGGCACUUCUAGACUCGGCUGCAUCGGAGUCUCUCCCUACCGAUGUCAAGCGUCGUGUCGCUGGCCUGAAGGGCAUCCAGAAGGAUGCAGUUCCCAACUGGAAGAACAAGAAGAACCGAGGUGGCGGUCGUCUACUCAACCUCUUGAUUCAACUCUUCAACCUCGGUGCGACGGUGAAGUCAGCUCUUCGAACUCUUUGGUUGCUUUACAAACCUCAGCUUUCGGGAACAAAGGCGCCUCCUAACGAAUCAAUCCGGCGACCACCUCACUAAAAUGGAUCAAGGAAUUGAAAGCUUGAAGGGGCUGGGUGAUCCUGAGACCAAUGACUUGGUUGCGACUAUCGUUGCAAGAUGUCGAGAAAUAAUGCAGGGAAGAAAAGUCCUGCGACCAAGUCGAAGAAGGAGG
This is a messenger RNA of Neurospora tetraspora, 1546 nucleotides long. RefSeq lists its product as uncharacterized. The record is from RefSeq and is a predicted model, not a curated record. NCBI's taxonomy places the organism in Eukaryota, Fungi, Ascomycota, Sordariomycetes, Sordariales, Sordariaceae. The coding region runs from base 442 to 1413 and encodes 323 amino acids. The transcript is spliced from 6 exons.